UUUGUCGAAGAAAAAGAGAUAUUCCUUCUGAAAAGUAGAUUCUUUCCGAGCAAAGUAUGCGGUUUGCCCUCAUGGCUGUCAUUGAAUCUACUUCCAAGCGCAGAGGAGCUGACAUGUCGUGUUUGUUCGAAACCAACCGUGUUUCUUCUACAGUACAGGUCUACGCACCAGAUUCUUCAAAAAGUUUCGCUUUCCAUUGAAAAUGAUAUGCCACAAGCGAUUGAGCAGCCAUCAAUGGACAUUAGUGCUGAGCUGUCGCCAGAAACUGUCAGUCAUCAUUUGCAGCCUCUUGAUAGGCCUUUGGCUCAAAGAGACUCUGAUAUGGAAUCAGACAAUGAAAAUGAUUUGCCUCAAGCGAUUGAGCAGCCAUCAAUGGACAGUAGUGCCAAGCUGUUGACAGAAACUGUCGGUCAUCAUUUUCAGCCUCCAGACAGGCCUUCAGGUCAAAGAGACUAUGACAUGAAAUCAGCCAAUGAAAAUGAUUUGCCUCAAGCGAUUGAGCAGCCAUCAAGGGACAGUAGUGCCGAGCUGUUGACAGAAACUGUAUGUCAUCAUUUUCAGCCUCCAGACAGGCCUUCAGGUCGAAGAGACUCUGACAUGAAAUCAGCCAAUGAAAAUGAUUUGCCUCCAGCGAUUGAUCAGCCAUCAAUGGACAGUAGUGCCGAGCUGUCGACAGAAACCAUCAGUCAUCAUUUGCAGCCUCCUGAAAGGUCUUCAGCUCAAAGAGACUCUGAUAUGGAAUCAGGCAAUGAAAAUGAUUUGCCUCCAGCGAUUAAGAAGUCAUCAAUGGACAGUACUGCUGAGCUGUUGAUAGAAACUGUCAGUCAUCAUUUGAAGCCUCCUGACAGGCCUUCGGCUCAAAAGGACUCUGACAUGGAAUCAGACAAUGAAAAUGAUUUGCCUCCAGCGAUUGAGCAGCCAUCAAUGGACAGUAGUGCUGAGCUAUCGACAGAAACUGUCAGUUAUCAUUUGCAGCCUCUUGACAGGCCUUCGGCUCAAAAGGACUCUGAUAUGGAAUCAGACAAUGCGAUUGAUCAGCCAUCAAUGGACAGUAGUGCUGAGCUGUCGACAGAAACUGUCAGUCAUCAUUUGCAGCCUCCGGACAGGUCUUCGGCUCAAAGAGACUCUGAUAUGGAAUCAGGCAAUGCGAUUGAUCAGCCAUCAAUGGACAGUAGUGCCGAGCUGUCGACAGAAACCAUCAGUCAUCAUUUGCAGCCUCCUGAAAGGUCUUCAGCUCAAAGAGACUCUGAUAUGGAAUCAGGCAAUGAAAAAGAUUUGCCUCCAGCGAUUAAGAAGCCAUCAAUGGACAGUCGUGCAGAGCUGUCGACAGAAACUGUCAGUCAUCAUUUGCAGCCUCUUGACAGGCCUUCGGCUCAAAAGGACUCUGAUAUGGAAUUAGACAAUGGCAAUGAAGUUGUUGAUGAUUCAGAGUCUGAUGUGGGAUCAGAAAUUUGGCCAUUUCCUUUUCUAAGGUCCAGGAAUAUCAAAAUUCAUGAACCAGAUGAAAAGGAUGAAUUCGAAGAUUGUGAUGACAAUGUUCUGGAUCCAGAUUAUCACCCUGAAGAAGACUCGCAGGAAAGUGAUAGUGACUGUGGCAACUUGAGAGAUAACUUUGGGAAAACAGGGAAAAAGAAACAGGUGCAUAGACCAUGUUAUUGUCAAGAGAAUGCUGCAUUGCUUGAUGCAUUUUCCUCCUACCUAGUCCCGAACUGCAGGCAUCUACCUAGGGAAAACGGGAGAUAAUGAAAGUUCAGGACAACUGCAAAGCACUUGGAAACAGAACAUGGAUGAACAUCAAGUAUCAGCUGAAAUAAUGCAGUGUAAAAUUUGAGUGUGAUUGACAUUUGAUAAAACUUAGGAGGGACAUUUCUGAAAUUCUGAGAAUGUGUGCAUAUAUUGUUAACUUCUACAGCCUUCUCCCUCUUUAGACUUAGAAAAUCAGAAAAAUAGAUAAGAAGACUGCACCAGGAAGGUGAUACUCUUGUUUUUGUGAUUGGAUGAAUAACACAUUUGGGAAAAAAUUAUGUUAAAGAAAUAUUCAAUGGGACAUCAUCACAUGGGUUUUGGGUCCUGAUUCUAUUAUUGUUUCCUGUCUCAUAUUAUUUGAUUGAAAUAUUUUACUGAUUGUAAAGUAUUGUGUUAGGCAAAUUCAAGAGUUUGUAUGUACAUGAUGUAUGUAAAAAUAUGUGUAUGAGGGUCAUUUAAAAAGUCUGCAGCAUUGCCAUAUUUUUGUAAUAACUUAUUUAAAGGUAUAUAUGUACGUUUGUCUGUCAGGUCAAUCUUUUGAGUGCAACUACUACAGUUUUGCAUGGAUGGCUUUCAAAUUUGGUAGAGCAACUAGACAUGAUGUAAUUAAUUAUGUUUGAUCAAUAGUGUCGUAUUUUAAGAACUGUUGCAGUCUUUUCCAAUACCUCUUGUAUAAGUGUAUAUAUAUGUUGUUUUUUUACAUUAAAGUUGGAACACCCAUUCAUUUAAUAUAGGCUGAUAAAGAAAGAAAUUCAGCAAUUUAUCCAUAACCCUAAGACUUAGGGCUUUGAUACUUUGUGUGUGUUUUUCUAAGUUGGCUCACCGAUUAUUGUCUUCUACCGGUUUCACCGGAGGGGACUUGUGGUUUGUGCUCUGUGUGUCUGUCUGUCUGUCGGUCCAUCACACUUUUCUGGAUCCUGUGAUAUACUUUAAAAGUUCUUCAUAUUUUUCACGAAACUUGAAACAUAGAUAGAUGGCAAUAUAGAUAUUAUUCAAAUCAUUUCAUUUUGUUCCUACAUCAAAAAUUCUGGUUGCUAUGGCAACAAAUAAAAAAAUCAAUAAAAAUUCUGACAAUUGUGGAGCUGGUAUGGGACAUAUAUUGCUUGGCAGUAGUCUUGUUUAACAUAAGCUGAUAAAGAAAGAAAUUCAGCAAUUUAUCCAUAACCCUAAGACUUAGGGCUUUGAUAUUUUUUGUGAUUUUUAUGUCCCCCACCGCUAUAUUGUUUUUGCCCUGUCGGUUGGUUGGUUUGUUGGUUGGUUUGUUUGUUUGCCCCAACUUUAACAUUUGCAAUAACUUUUGCAAUAUUGAAGAUAGCAACUUGAUAUUUUGCAUGCAUGUGUAUCUCAUGGAGCUGCUUAUUUUGAGUGGUGAAAGGUUAAGGUCAUCUUUCAAGGUCAAAGGUCAAAUAUAUAGCUUCAAAGCGGCGCAAAAGGGGACAUAGUGUUUCUGACAAACACAUAUCUUGUUUUGUUUAAGUUGGCUCACCCAUUUAUUUAACAAAGUCUGAUGUAGAAAGAAUUACAACAAUUUACCCAUAACCCUAAGACUUAGACACAUGUUAUCAUACCUCACAGAAUAUGCCAAUGCACAUUUCACCUAGGCCUAUAAUGCAGAACUCUGUAUUAUUUAUAUUAUGGGUCUAAGUGACUGUUUGUAAUAAAAAUAUGCCAUGAAACUUCUGAAAAAGAACAAAUGUUCAACCAUUUAACAAUGUUUUUCUAGUAUAUAUCAAUUUUUCAAUAGUUACACUAUAUACAUGCUGCUUGAAAUUUGCUGUACUGAUGAUACAUAUAAACUGUACUUUAAUUAUUGUUCAAAUGUUGUUCCCAUUGUCCAGUCUUUUACAAUGUAAGGUAUUUUUGUAUUGGUAAGAAACAUUAAGAAUUAUUAUGGACAUGUGUUGCUAGUUUCAGUAUAAUGAUAAUUUUGAUUUUUUUUUUACCAUUGUAAUAGGAACCUCAUAUGACGAAUUUUAUGUUAUAAAAGAACAAAAUGAAGAUAAACCGCAUGCUCAAAUGUGAAAACCGCUAUAUCUUUCCCGACACCAAAAUAAUAUGCUCUUGAAAAACCUUGAAGCAGAACUUUGUAACGAGAAUUGUGAUGUUAUUAACAUUGUGUUCAUAUUCAUAUUCUGAUGUUAUUUUGAAAGGUCAAACAUACUUAAAAUGAUAUAUUUGUAUAGCUAAUAGUUGAAAGUCCUUUAGUGUGUCAAAAUAUAAAAGAAUUAACUCAUGUUAUUGUCAUGGUUUAAAAUGCUACGAAUGAUAUUAUUCUUUUAUAAAGCGUACUGCCCAAAAAUAAACACUAUGUGAAUAGUCACUCUGGAGAUUGACUCCAUGUAUAUCUUUAUAUGUAACACGUUUUAUAUUGAACAUUUGGUUGAAUGUUUUAAGACAUCUUUUUUAUUAAUCUUUCUAAAGGCAGUGAAAAGGUAUUAUACCUUAGCAUUGGGCAGUGUAAAGCUUGAGCAUUGGCUAUAAAUCAGUUACUGAAAGACAAAAAUCCUUUAAAAUUAAUCCCUUAUGCUGGCUGUUACGAUAGACUGCACAUGUUUUCGACUUUGGCAAUUUUGAUAUUGUUGGAUAAGCAUUUACCACAAUUAAGGACGUGCUCCUGUUGUUUUUUUCAAAGUUGUAAGUCUAACAUAGUUUUUAGUUUAACAUAAGUUUAUGUUUUGUUAUUAUAAUGCAAAGGCUUUUUAUGCCCCCGAAGGAGGGCAUUUAGUGAUUAGACUGUCCGUCUGUCUGUCCGUCCGUCUGUCUGUCCGUCACACUUUUGCGUUAAGGUUUUAAAAAAUGCUCAUUACUUCUAUGUCGCUUCAGAUGUAACCUUCAUAUAUGGUAUGCAUGUUUCUAUGGACAAGAUCUUUCCAUACGCACAAUAAUUUUGACGCCUUUGACCUUGAACUUAGGGUCUGCGUUUAGGUUUCAAAAUCUGUGUUUAGGUUUCAAAAAAACGUUUUUCGGGGGCAUAUGUCUUCCAAUGGAUACUGCUCUUGUUAUUUAUUGAACCUUCACUUGUUUGUGUUAAAAUGAUAAGAAAAUUCAAGCCUUAGUUUCUUUCUGUUGUUUUAUGUAUGGUAUUAUAAAUUGCAUUUUAUUAUUUAAUAGCUCGGCGUUUUUGGAGAAAACCUGAGGUAUUGUCAUAGCCAGCUCGUCGUAUCGUCCGCCGUCCGCCAUCCGCGUCGUGCAAAAACUUUAAACUUGGCUCUAAAAUCAAAGUGCUUCCACGUACAACUUUGAAACUUCACAUGUAGAUGCACCUUCAUGAGUUCUACAUGCCACACCCAUUUUGGGGUCACUAGCUUAAAGGUCAAGGUAACUGUGACCUCUAAUAUAAAACUUUAGCAUAGGCUCUAAAAUCAAAUUGCUUCCACUUACAACUUUGAAACUUAUUAUGUAGAUGCAUCUUGAUGAGUUCUACACGCUACACCAAUUGUGGGGUAACUAGGUCAAAGGUCAAUGUCAUUGUCACCUCUAAUAUAAAACUUUAACAUAGGCUCUAAAAUCAAAUUGUUUCCACCUACAACUUUGAAACUUUAUAUGAAGAUGCACCUUGAGGAGUUCUACACGCUUCACCCAUUUUGGGGUCACUAGGUCAAAGAUCAAGGUCAUUGUGACCUCUAAAAAAAAAUCUGACAAGCACUCGUAGCCGAGCUUUGCACCCGUUAUGCGGUGCUCUUGUUUAUUUUUUCAAAGGACCAUGACUGGAAUAAAAGCUGAUCUCUCA
Molecule: messenger RNA, 5476 nt
Organism: Dreissena polymorpha
Lineage: Eukaryota; Metazoa; Mollusca; Bivalvia; Myida; Dreissenidae
Product: otolith matrix protein OMM-64-like
Exons: 13
Coding region: 208-1743 (511 amino acids)
Source: RefSeq, a predicted model, not a curated record